This is a messenger RNA of Glycine soja, 3912 nucleotides long. Its product is annotated as autophagy-related protein 18f-like. The coding region runs from base 814 to 3516 and encodes 900 amino acids. Lineage: Eukaryota; Viridiplantae; Streptophyta; Magnoliopsida; Fabales; Fabaceae. The transcript is spliced from 8 exons. The record is from RefSeq and is a predicted model, not a curated record. Gene Ontology annotation, cellular component: cytoplasm. Gene Ontology annotation, biological process: autophagy; response to starvation. Gene Ontology annotation, molecular function: protein binding.
UUGUUAUCCUGUUUUUCUCUCUCUACCUUUUUUUUUGUUUUCUUUUCUCUCUCUCCUCUGACUACUCCCUGUUUUCCGGCGUUUUUCCGGCGGGUCCCCUUUCCAAAACCUUAAACUUCCCAUUCCCAAAUUCCCUCCCACCGUUCAUAUCUUAAAUCAUCAACUUCGCAACAAUACGUAAAUAUCGAUACAUAUCUAUUUUUUUUUCUUACAAAAAUUAUACGUUUGAAUUUCAUAUUAUUUUGCCACAAAUUGUAUUAUUAUUAUUACUACUACUACUAUUAUUAUUAUUAUUAUUAUUAUUAUUAUUAUUAUUAUUAUUAGGGAUUAGGGAUACUAAUCAUCGUUUCAAAUUUCUAUCUUAAUUAACCCGUGAAUUUUUGUUUUUAAAUAUUUUCGUGGGUUUCAACUUUCAAUCAAAGUUUGAAAAAAAGGAAACAAAUUUGAAACUUGUUAUUUGUUUUUGAAUUUUUAAAUUUCUUUGUCUUGCCCAAACCGUUUCCCUCGUUGUGGUUAUGUUUUCUCGGUGUUUUUGUUGAGGGAAAAACGCGAAGAAGGGGAAAACUUUUGGAGGCAAGUUUUGUUUUAGGGUAGUUGUGAUUCGGAUGGUUUUUGUGAGGUUAUACAUGGGAUUUUUGCUGGAAAAAAAUAGUGACUUUUGCUGUUUUUUUUUUUGAAAUUUGUUUUGGUUUGUUUCUUGAUGGGGGAAGAAGAGGGUGAUGAUUAAUUUAAGGGUGAAUUUGAAGAAUCAGUGGUGACCCUUUUGAUUUUGUGGUAGUGGGUAGCUGUUAUUUUCAUCUUUUGGUUUUUGGGAUGAGUAAGAAUGAUGGCCAGAAACCACAGCAUCUUCUUCUUGGAGGUGUUGCAGCUGCUGCUGCUGGCAGUGGUAGCGGUGGCAGAACCAACAACAAUGGAUUUAUUCCCUCCUUUCGUACUCUCUCUGGUUACCUGAAGAUUGUUUCAUCUGGUGCUUCUACUGUUGCUCGGUCUGCGGCUUCCUCUUUUGCAUCGUCGAUUUUGGAUAAGGGUGAUGCUGCUGACUGUGAUCGGGUUAUUUGGGCUGGGUUUGACACAUUAGAGGGCCAGGGAGAAGUCAUGCGGCAAAUACUUCUUCUAGGCUAUUGGUCCGGUUUCCAGGUUUGGGAUGUUAAUGAUUCAAAUAAUGUCCGUGACCUAGUUUCCCGACAGGAUGGUCCUGUUUCUUUUAUGCAAAUGGUACCAACUCCAAUUGUAUCAAAGAGACCAGAGGAUAAGUAUGCAGGCAAGCAUCCAUUGUUGGUAAUUUGUAUGGAUGGUGGAGGCAAAACACAAGAUGGGUUGGGUGCCACUUGCAAAGGGGGCACUUUAAACCAUCAUGACCAAGUGAAUGGGAACUAUCUGCCAACUACUGUUCAAUUUUAUUCUAUGAGGUCCCAAUCAUAUGUUCAUGUACUAAAGUUUAGAUCAGUUGUUUACUCUGUAAGAUGUAGUUCUCGAAUAGUAGCCGUUUCUCAAGCCACUCAGAUACACUGUUUUUCUGCCACAACUUUAGAAAGAGAGUAUACUUUACUUACCAAUCCUAUAGUCACACCUUGUUUUGGUUCUGGAGGCAUUGGCUUUGGACCGCUUGCAGUUGGUCCUAGAUGGCUGGCCUAUAGUGGAAGCCCAGAUGCAACAGCCACUUCUGGGCGUGUCCGCCCACAGCAUUUGACACCUUCUGCAAGCUUUCCUGGUAUUUCUUCAAAUGCGAGCUUGGUCGCUCACUAUGCCAAAGAGUCUAGCAAGCAUCUUGCUGCUGGGAUUGUGACACUUGGAGAUAUGGGGUAUAAAAAACUUUCCAGAUACUGUUCGGAACUUCGCCCAGAUAGCAGCAGUUCUAUACAAUUGGUAAAUUCUAGCCCAAAAGGAAAUGGAAUCGUUAAUGGCCAUUCAACAGAUGCAGAUAACAUUGGGAUGGUCAUUGUCCGAGAUAUAGUCAGUAAAAAUGUCGUUUCCCAAUUCCGGGCCCACAAGAGUCCUAUUUCAGCUUUAUGCUUUGAUCCUAGUGGCACCAUAUUGGUGACUGCUUCUGUUCAGGGGCACAAUAUUAAUGUUUUUAAGAUAAUCCCUGGAUAUGAGAGAGUGUCAGCAUCUGAUGCUGGCCCUUCUUAUGUUCAUCUCUACAGGCUGCAACGUGGCUUGACAAAUGCAGUUAUUCAAGAUAUCAGUUUUAGUGCUGAUAGCAGGUGGAUUAUGAUUAGUUCCUCAAGGGGCACUAGCCAUCUAUUUGCUAUAAACCCUCAAGGGGGACCUGUAAAUAUUCUGUCAUGUGACAAUAGUUUAACAGAAAAAAAUGGUGGAUUGGAUGUCAUGAAUAAUCAAGCAGUUUGUUGGCCUCAUAGUUCAGCCUUAGAAAUUUGUAAACCACAGAGCCUCUGUACUGCUGGUCCUCCUAUCACACUUUCUGUCGUAAGCAGAAUUAGGAAUGGAUCUAAUGGCUGGAGAAGCACGGUAACUGGUGCUGCUGCAGCUGCAACAAAUAGGAUGAGUUCCCUUUCUGGGGCUAUUGCUUCAUCUUUCCGUAACUUUGAAGGCAACAGUACCUUGUAUGUUAAUGGGAACUAUUCCAAGGAAAAGCGUCAUCUGUUGGUAUUUUCACCCACCGGUUCUAUGAUACAAUAUGCUCUGCAGACAAUUAACAGUCAAGAUUCAGGUGUUGUUUCUGGAGUAACACCUGCGUAUGAAUCUGCCCCAGCGACUGAUGUAAGAGUAGUUGUUGAGCCUAUCAAGAAAUGGAAUAUAAGUCAGAGACAAAGUUGGAGAGAGGGAGAAGAUAAUAUUGACAUAUAUGGAGAGAAUGUAGUUUCAGACAGCAAUAAAUUAUAUUCAGAGGAAGUGAAGAAGGAUAAUAUCAUUAGCCCUAAAAUGAAGAAUGUAGCUGUGAAAUGGAAUUCCUGUUCUGAGAAAGAGCAUCAGUUAUAUAUUUCAGAAGCUGAACUGCAAAUGCAUCAAGCUAAGACACCAUUGUGGGGAAAAACUGGGAUAUAUUUUCAUUCAGUGGGUAAAGAGGCUAUUCUGAUGAUGGAUGAAGAAGCUGCUUCUGGAGGGGAAUUUGAGAUUGACAAGAUUCCAACUCGUGUAAUACAAGCUAGGUCAAAAGACUUGGUUCCAAUUUUUGAUUAUAUUCAGACCUCAAAAUUUCAACAAAUAAGGACUCCUGCUGUGGGUAACGUGUUAUAUGAACAGCUUCUGCGUCAAAGUUCCUUUGAAAAUGGAAGGAUUUCAACCAGGGGUUUUUUGAGUUCUCCUGAUUGCAUACCUAAUUCCGAAUUUAAAAGUAUGAUUGAAGGAAGUGAGUGGGGUGAUAGUUUGCUUUCAGCAAAAACAAAGGCUUUCGUAAAUAAAAACAACACCCUUAAACCAAAUACUUGGCCAGAGAUUGCAAAUAAUAGAAGAGAGAACUUAAACAUGAAUGCUCAUCAAAUCUUUGUAAAUAGUGACAGAAAAGGCCUGAAACUGGAGAAUCACUGCAAAGAAAAAGGAGAUGAAUUUGAUUGAAGGUAUGAAAAAUUCAUCAUUUUGCAUUGGAGGCUUGGUUAACUUUGAUUAUUCUGGUUGAAGAGAUAGAGAAGUUUGAGUUGUAAGUGCUUGACUGCUAUGCCAAAAUGUGGAUAUUAUGUUGGGAUUCUUCAGUUGACCUUGUAAAUAACAGACAAAUGCAUAUCAUGAAAUAAUUAGUUGUAACGGAUUUAGUUCUUCUAAAGUGAAAAGAUUUAGAAAAGAUGUGUAAAGCGAGAAAGUAAGGAUUCAUCGUUAUUCUAAUCAUUUUACGCAUUUACUCACGAUUCAAAUUCAGCUGUAUAGUGUAAAAAUAAUAGAACCACAUUGUAUAUUACACCACUUGAAAAGUGAUAUCUAUAUAAAAUGAUAACAAGGAAUUUCAUUGCAAAGGAA